Molecule: messenger RNA, 183 nt
Organism: Symbiodinium necroappetens
Lineage: Eukaryota; Dinophyceae; Suessiales; Symbiodiniaceae
Source: the annotation of a GenBank genome assembly
GUGGUCAUUCUCUCGGAGAAGUGUGGCCUCAUCGAGUGGGUACCCAACACCAAAGGCCUACGUCCCCUCAUCGACGACCUUUGGAAGGGGAGGAGGCAGACCCUGAACGAGGUGAAGGAAAUCAUGGAUCGGAGCAAGGACGCUUCGGGCUGUUAUUGGUCACUGGUGAUCAGCUGUUGGUGA